Molecule: messenger RNA, 435 nt
Organism: Schistocerca piceifrons (Central American locust)
Lineage: Eukaryota; Metazoa; Arthropoda; Insecta; Orthoptera; Acrididae
Product: peritrophin-1-like
Exons: 3
Coding region: 1-435 (144 amino acids)
Cellular component (GO): extracellular region
Molecular function (GO): chitin binding
Source: RefSeq, a predicted model, not a curated record
AUGAAAUUGUUGGCAGGCCUUCUGGCGCUGAGCGUGUUGGCAGCAGUGGCCACAGCGACCACGCCCACAUGUCCCGAAGAUGACGGCGCCACGCCCGUCUUCUAUCCAGACGACACGGACACACACGGCUUCUGGGAGUGCAGCAACGGCAAAGCUGUCCACUUGGAUUGCCCUGCUGGACUCGUCUGGAACUCCAAUAUCAACGCCUUGUUGGCAGGCCUUCUGGCGCUGAGCGUGUUGGCAGCAGUGGCCACAGCGACCACGCCCACGUGUCCCGAGGAUGACGGCGCCACGCCCGUCUUCUACCCAGACGACACGGACACACACGGCUUCUGGGAGUGCAGCAACGGCAAGGCUGUCCACUUGGAGUGCCCUGCUGGACUCGUGUGGAACGCCAAAAUCAACGCCUGUGACUGGCCGCCCUCGAGGAAGUAG